Arachis ipaensis is the source of this 1482-nucleotide messenger RNA. Lineage: Eukaryota; Viridiplantae; Streptophyta; Magnoliopsida; Fabales; Fabaceae. The record is from RefSeq and is a predicted model, not a curated record.
UGUUUGGUUGACUCUCACUUUUGUAUGUUACUUCUUCAUUCUUCAUUUGUUAUUCAACUUCUCUGUGAUUUCUUAUACCCAAAAUCCUUAUCUUUCGUGGGUGAUCCUCAAGUUUUGUUUUUUGUUCAUCAAAUUCGACAUAGUUUAUAAUAGAACACUAUAACUUACAACACUAUUUAGGUACAUACAGUAGGAGUUAGCUUAGGGGAAGUGAGUCAAGUGCAAAGUCAGGGUUCAUGUGGUGGUAUCAAAUGGAGAAUCAAGAAAAGAUUGGAGAAACGUUUGAGACGUUCAAAUGGACCAUUAAGGACUUCUGUAAGUUGAAAUCCAAGAAGAUUUACUCUCAGAACUUCUACAUUGGUGGUCAUUCAUGGCGGAUUCUUAUGUAUCCAAAGGGAAACAAUGUGGAUUACUUGUCAAUUUAUUUAGAUGCUGGUACUUUGGCUGAUGUAGAGACCAGAUUUUCCAAGUUUAAGUUGGUUCUAAUUAAUCAGGUCAAUGACAAAUUGACACAGAUAAAAGAAACUCAACACACAUUCAAUGCCAGAGAGAGUGACUGGGGCUUCACAUCGUUUAUACCUUUAGCUGACCUUUAUAUUUAUAACAAGGGAUUUAUUGUGAAUGACACUUGUAUAAGUGAAGCUAGGAUUUCCAUUAGCCGCCCAGAACUUGAGAAAAAGGUUGAUGAAGCUGCUCCACCAGUUUCUGUGCAAGUUCCUGCUAAGCCUAUUGAACAUGCUGAUAAUCCUUUACCUAUGGACAUGUCUGCAAUCCCAAUUGAUGAGCUUGUUGAUUUCAGGGGUUUAGGGAAAAUAGAAAAAGCGUUUGUUCCUCUUCUAGAUGAAGUAUGUGCAAAGCAUCCCUCAGUUAUUGGAUGCCAGAAGAAGAGAAGUCGAAGGUUUAGCGAAUGGGCAUUCACGGCUUUGGGAAGAGUUCUGCAUUUCCUCAAGACUAAAAAGGUGAGAGAUAUGGAUGAAGAGGCUUGUAGCCAUCUUCAAAUCUUAUGGGAGGAACUCGAGACGUUUAGAUUCAAUUUAACUUGGCUGGAGCCACAUGUUCAAUCUGCCUUAGGUAUGAAAAAUUACAUGGAAAGAUCCGCUAAGGUGAAAAGUGUGAAGGAGAAUGUGGCUGCUCUGGAGAUGGAAAUGAAGAAGCUGAAGGCAAUGGUUGCUUCCGUAGAAGUUGAUCUUGAAAUGGCAAGAAGAGAAUUGGUGAAAGUUGAAGAAGGCUUUGAAGAGAUAGAUUUGGAUGGUGAAGUAGGAUAUGGACCAUAGACUCACUUAUUUUGCUGUAAUUUCACUUAAUCUAUUCAGAGAUUGUAAGGAACAAAUGAAUCCUUGCGCAAGAAAACAGUCCUAACUAAUUUUAGUUGAGUUGCACAAAGAAGGAAGAUUACCAAUUACAUUAACUAAGAAAUUGCUGUGAUUUUGUGAAUCGUGAUACUUAUUUCUACUGAAGCUAAUAUUAAUCUCCUCUUUUUAG